UUAAUCCGGACCAGGCUGGGCAGAGAUGGAGCAGAACCCCGGGGCCUAGAGCACUCAGCCCCGCUCCGGACCUCAGUUUUCCCGGCAGCCGCGGCAAGCCCCGCCCCAAAGCCCCGGGAGGCGGGAAGACUACAACCCGGAGGAGGAGGAAGAGAGAGGAAGAGGAGGAGGAAGAGGAUGGCUCUGGGCGGGCCGGGUCGGCAGCUGCGGGCCCUGCUCCGCGCCUCCCUCGGGCCCAGGGUCCAGGGUCAGCGUGCAGAGUCGGGCCCGGCUCCGAGGCGAGCGCCCCGGCGCCUCGCGGUGGAAGGCAACAUCGCUGUGGGGAAGUCAACCUUUGUGAAGUUACUUGUGAAAACCUUCCCAGAGUGGCACAUUGCUGCAGAGCCUAUAACAACGUGGCAAAACAUCCAGGCUGUUGGCACACCAACAGCUGGCCCUCCCCAGAGCGUGGGGAAUCUGCUGGACAUGAUGUACCAGCAGCCCUCACGGUGGUCCUACACCUUCCAGACGUUUUCCUUACUGAGUCGGCUGAAAGCCCAGCUCGCCCCCUCCCCAGAGCGGCUCUGGCAGGCCCAGCAGCCCAUGCAUGUGUUCGAGCGUACGGUGUACAGUGACAGGCUCCACUUUGAGCACCUGAAGAAGACCCCAGUGCUGGUGCUGGAUGUCAAUGAGGAUUUCUCGGAGGUGGCGGCCAAGCAAGAAGAGCUCAUGAGAAAGGUGAACAGCUUCGUGAAGGAUCUGGGAUGAAGCCCGGGUUUUGCUGGUGGCUCUCUGUGGCUUGGAGAACCAUGGGCUUCCUCCUCUCUGGGGACCAUGCCUCUUUCCCCUAAGGCUUCAUUGGUCCUCAUCAGCCCGCUCUGUAUUGCCCCGGAGCAGCUUCUCUGAGGCCCCCUUUCCUCCUCAGUUCAAUGAAGGAUUUGGACUUGAGCAGCCUCAGUGGCCUUCCCAGUUCUGGAGCUCUGAUCUGCUAUCUCAGGGGUCUCGGACAAUGUGGCCUCUGAGGGCCUUUUUCAAACUUUCUUUAGUUCUUUAAAAAAAAAAAAAGAUGAUUUUUUCCUACAAUUUCUUUUUAUUCUGAAGUCCCAAUUCCCUCCCUCUCUAGUUCCCUGCCCAUUUAGAAGGCAAGGAAAAUAAAAGCCAUUAUAAAGAUGUGCAAAACAAGGGCUGCCACAUGCAAGGAAGCAAGAAAGGAAAGAGACGGAGAUUCUGCCUCUGUGUGCCCUCUUGCACCCAUCAGAUCUCUGUGGAGGGGUAGACAGUGUGUUUGGAAUCUCAGCUGGUUGUGGUGUUGGGCAGGGCUGCUGCGGAUAUUUUCCAGGAGGGAAGGCCUGGCUUUCCCAAACCCUGUUAGCCUGAGAGGAUCGGAUGCUUGGAGAUUUGCAAAGUGCUUGCCCUCAAUACAGUUCCAUCAACUCUCUCAUGCAAUGGCAGGUAAACACUGUAUCAAGACAUUUUCUUUUCUUCUAACCCUUACCUUCCAUCUUGGAGUCCAACCUGUGUUCCCCUGGGCUCCUGGUGAUGUGCUAGGUCAGGGAGCCAGGUGGAAGGGAGCAGAAAGGAGUUGAGUUCUAGAGCCAAGCUCUAGAGUCUGGUCAUGAAUAGAAAGAAUGAAGGGCUUGAGUAGUCACAAGGGUGAGACCAUUGGAGGACUCAGGGCUUUGCCACUCUCUGUCCCUGAUGUAACAAUGGAUCCAUCCUUCCUUUACCCCUCAGUGCUGUGAUGGAUGGCUUUUACAUGACACACAUGUGCUUUUUUACAUAUGAUCCUCUACAUCAUUAGAACAUACUUAAAUAUGCAUAUAAUGCAUAUAAUGAGCAGAUCUGUUAUCCUACAAAUACCAGGGGGUUUGCAGUAAAAAGAACAGAGGACUUGUUGUCUUAAGGAAUCGGGGGGCCAGGGAAGGCCUCCAGGGAUCCAGGUUCUCCCCUUCAUAAUCUGAGUGCCCUUACCCAAUCCAUUCUCUAGCCUCGGUUUCCUUCUCUGUAAAAUAAGAGCAUUAGAACAUGUAAGGGCUGGAAUGUAAGGGGUUAAUAUAAAAGGGUGGACUAGAUUAUGUAAGAAUAGUGUCACCAGGAAUUUAAUCUAUUCCAAAAUGAUUUUUUAGCCAUUGAUUUCUAAAAUAUAGAAAGAGUGAAAGUAAGAAAUCAGAGAGAGGCUAGGGUAAGAUAUCUAGCCUAUGCACUAAGUAUUUGCUGGUACCCUGGGCUCAACCCAGGAGGGGCUAAUCAGUCCUUAGCCAGAGGGGCCUCAGCCUUGAAUCCAGGACCUGGGCAUGCAGGGAGCCUCUCUCAAGAGGGAGGCCUCUCCUGAGGCUGGUCCCUUCAGAAAAUCCAGGAAAGGAGUCAGCCUUGGUAGUUCUAAGGGAAAAAUCCAUGCAGUCCAAAGUCAAGUUGAAGGCGAAAGACCUCUUCCCAGGAAGUUCUUGGCAUUUUAAAGACCCUUCCCUUGUCACUUCCUGUGCCUGCCUUCCAUUUUCCAGGGCCCAAUUACAGCCAACACUUUGCUUAGGACUGCCCAGGGGGGCAGUCAGUCCAUUCUGAUUCGUCACCCACGAUUGCACAGUGGGGCACAGACCUCCCCCACUCAAGUGUAAGUGGGGAUCAAAUCUAAAAAUGGGCAGGAGAGAGUUCAUCCCAUCCUCCAAACAGGACCUCUCUGUAUUCCAUUCUGGUGUUUGUUAUUCUGUACUUUUGUAAGCACAAAUACACAUCCUUUAAAUGCCCAGCUGUAGCUAAGAUGUCUGACGUUCCUUUUCCUGCUUUUUUUCCCUCUUCAUAUUAUCUUACAUGAGAGGUAGAGUGAAUGGAGUGUUUGCCUUGGAUCCAGGAGGGCCUGGGUUCAAAGCCUGCCUCCAUUGCCACCCUUAGGCCCAAAGGCCAGUCAAUUAAUCUGUCUGAAUAACUUUCUUGUAUAGAUAUUAUUACAUAAAUAAUAAUAUGUCUGAAAUAACUCUCAAGGACCAGAAAUCUUAUUUGAUGUUUUCUUACAAUUUCCCGUGCCUUUUUUUAAAAAAAAUUUGAGUUCAAAAUUCUUUCUCUUGCUCCCUCCUCUUCCCCCUCCUUGAGAAGACAAGCAGUUUGCUAGAGAUUAUACAUAUGACAUCAUGUCAAACAUGUUUUCAUAUUAGCCAUGUUGCCAAAGAAAACAGACCCCCCAAACCCAAAGUUGAAAAACAGAGUUUUUUCUGAUCUGCUCUGCAUUCAGAUUCCAGAAGCUCUUUCCCUGGAGGUGGAUAAUGUUUUUUCAUCAGAAGCCCUUUGCGGGGAGGGGGCAGCUGGGUAGUUCAGUGGAUUGAGAGUCAGGUCUAGAGGUGGGAGGUCCUGGGUUCAAAUUUGGCCUCAGACACUUCCCAGCUGUGUGACCCUGGGCAAGUCACUUCACAGUGCCUAAUCCUUACCAUACUUCUGCCUUGGAACCAAUACCCAGUAUUGAUUCUAAAAAAAAGCCCUUCAGAACUGUCUUGAAUUAUUGGAUUGCUGAGAAUAACUAAGUCAUUCAUAGUUGAUCAUUGUACAAUACUGCUCUUACUGAGUACAGUGUUCUCCUGGUUCUGCUUAUUUCAUUUUGCAUCAGUUCAUGGAAGUCUUCCCAGCUUUUUCAGGUGGGAAGGUUCUCCCUAUCUACUGCCCAGGUCUUCUCACUCUUUUU
Molecule: messenger RNA, 3649 nt
Organism: Monodelphis domestica (gray short-tailed opossum)
Lineage: Eukaryota; Metazoa; Chordata; Mammalia; Didelphimorphia; Didelphidae
Source: RefSeq, a predicted model, not a curated record